AUGACUAAAUUUAAUUCUUUUUUUGUUAAACAAACCUCAUUUGAUGUUGAUUAUGCUCCUACACAUAUAACUAAAUGGAAAUCUCAAAGAACAGGAUUACAAAUAACAUAUAUUAAUCAACCAUCGCCAAUUGUAAAUGGUUAUUUUGCAGUUGCAACAGAAAUUGAAAAUUCAUCAGGGUGUCCACAUACUUUAGAACAUUUGAUAUUUAUGGGAUCUAAAAAGUAUCCAUAUAAAGGUUUAUUAGAUUCCUUGGGUAAUAGAUUAUAUUCUUCAACUAACGCAUGGACUUCGGUCGAUCAAACUGUUUACACAUUAACUACUGCUGGUUGGGAUGGCUUUAAAACUUUAUUACCUAUAUAUUUAGAUCAUUUAUUCAAUCCUACAUUAACUGAUGAAGCGUGUUUAACUGAAGUUUAUCAUAUAGAUGGGAACGGUAAAGAAAAGGGUGUUGUAUUUAGUGAGAUGCAAGGUAUUGAGAAUCAAUCAUGGUUUAUACUGUUUCAAAAAAUGCAAGAAUUAUUAUACUCAAAAACUUCUGGUUAUAGCUCUGAGACAGGUGGCUUGAUGUCGGAGUUGAGAAAUUUACUGAAUGAACAAAUUAAGCAAUUUCAUAAAUCAAUGUACAGACCAGAUAACUUGUGUGUUAUAAUAACUGGUUCAAUAGAUCAAGACGAGCUUUUAAAUAUAAUGACUGAGUUUGAUAAUGAGUUACCAGAAAUCACUUUGAGUAAACGGCCAUUUGUUGAUUCAGUACAUGAUGGACCUUUACAAGAAACAGUAGUGCAAGAAGUUGAAUUUCCAGAACAAGAUGAGUCAAUGGGUGAACUUUUAAUUUCAUGGAUUGGUCCAAAUGGAAACGAUACUUUAAUUAAUGUUGCAAUCGACAUGAUCGGCUCUUAUUUUACAGAUUCACCAAUUUCAUUGUUUAAUAAACAUUUAAUUGAAAUUAAAAACCCACUAGCUACUGAUGUUGAUUAUACUACCGAUGAUUAUUACAAUACAGCUAUAAAUUUCAGUUUCAAUGGUGUACCUACUGAAAAAUUAAGUGAAUUGGAUCUUAAGAUUAAAGAAUUGAUAAAGUCACAAAUUGCUUCAAAUAAUAUAGAUUUAAACUAUAUGAAACAAGUAGUCAAUCAGCAAAAACUAAAAUACAUUUCAAGUGCAGAAAAGUCAUCAUCAAUAUUUCAAAAUAUUGCAACUUUAGAAUUUAUUUAUGGAAAUCGGGAUGGUUCCGAUUUAUCAAAAUGGGCAAAAGAUUUAAACGAAUAUGACACUUUAUUAAACUGGACUGCUCAACAAUGGAGUGAAGUUAUAGAUCAAUAUUUUGUUACAAAUCAUUCAGCUACUAUAUUGGGCAAACCAUCAAAUUCAUUGAAUGAACAUAUGAAAUUGGAAGAUAAAAAAUUACGUAAAGAAAUUUUAAGUAGAUAUGGAGAACUGGGCUUAAAGCAAUUGCAAGAGAAAUUAGAUUUAGCUCAAUUAAAGAACGAUACUCCAAUACCUGAUGAAAUUUUGAAUAUAGCAAAACCAGAUCCGUCAAAAAUUGCAUUUAUAAAAACUAACUCUUAUAGGGUUGGUAAACUAAACACAACAAAUGCAUAUUUGGAUAACGAAACAAUCAUAAAGGACACACCAGAGGAUUUUCCGUUGUAUAUACAUUUUGAAGAUUUCAAAUCACAAUUUACAACUAUUCAGUUAGUAAUGUCAUCAACGAAAAUUCAACCUGAAUUACUCAAAUAUAUGUCAAUAAUAGAAGAAAUCUUUUCAAUGUCAUUGAUGAUAGAUGAUACGUAUGUCUCAUAUGAAAAUGUUAUAUCUGAUUUAAACGAAGAUAUGAUAGAAUAUCAUUUAGAUAAUGGUUAUGACUCACAAUUUUUAGAAUUGAUAACAAUCAAUGUGAAAUUUGAGACUAAAAAGUAUAAAAAAAUUAUAAAAUGGUUGUAUGAUAUUACUCAAAAUGUUUUAUUUGAAGAAAAUAGAAUUAAAAUCAUAAUAGAAAAACAUAUAAAUUCAUUAGCUGAUAAAAAAAGAAAUGGAGAAUUGAUGAUGUAUUCUUCACAAUACAGGAAUUUAUUUAAUGCAAAUUCUUUAAGAAAAGCACAAGAUGCAAUGUAUACGGAAACAUUUUAUAAAGACUUACUUGAAGAUAUAAAUGAAGGAAAAUUUGAAACUGUUAAAAAGGAUUUAGAUACGAUUAAAUCACAAUUGUUUACAUUGGAAAAUAUUAAAGUUUUGAUACUAGGUAAUAUUAAUAACAUUGAGGAUCCAGUUAGCUCUUGGAAAACUUUCACAAAAUUGGCACCACCUAUAAAUCAAAUUCCAUUCGAUCAAUUACCAAGAUCAUUCCAAUUUAAGUCAGAUUUAGGCAUGGCAUGUAGGUCAGCAGCUCAUUUAAUAGAGAUACCAGCAGCAGAUUCUACUCAUUUCAUAUCUUUAACUUCAAUACCCACUGAUUAUUUAGAUGAAGAUAUCUUUAGAAUUGCAUUAACUUCAGAAUUUUUAAGUGCAGUAGAAGGACCAUUUUGGAGAGGAAUUAGAGGUACAGGUUUGGCUUAUGGUGUAAAUAUAAGAAGAAACAUUGAAACGGGAUAUUUAACAUUCAAUCUUUACAGAAGUUCAGAUGCCAUUAAAGCAUGGAGAGUUUCUAAAGAAAUUGUGGAUCGAUUUGCCAAUGAAGAAGUGGAAAUUGAUGACUUAGUAUUGGAGAAUGCAAUUGCAACAAUCAUCAAUGAAUUGGCAAAUGUUCAGGAAAAUACUUAUGAUGCGGCUACUUUCAAAAUAUCGGAUAAUUUAUUUAAAAGAAGGGGACCAAACUAUAUAAAGUAUUUCAUUAAACAGUUAAAUUUAUUAAAAAAAGAAGAUGUAAUUUAUACUUUAAAGAAAUAUUUUAUAAAAUUAUUUGAUUCAAAGAAUUCUGUAAUCUUUACCUCAUUGCCAUCUGAUCAAGUUGAAGAUAUGGGUAAUUUCUUACAAAAGCAAGGUUAUAACAUUUAUGUUCAAGAGAUAAAUGCUGGUGAUGAGUCUGAUUUUGAAAGUGAAACAGAUUCAGAAAGUGAAUAA
Molecule: messenger RNA, 3063 nt
Organism: Insectozyma verbasci
Lineage: Eukaryota; Fungi; Ascomycota; Pichiomycetes; Serinales; Debaryomycetaceae
Source: the annotation of a GenBank genome assembly